Messenger RNA from Candidozyma auris, 1566 nucleotides. RefSeq names its product ssDNA-dependent ATPase MGS1. Gene Ontology annotation, cellular component: nucleus. The transcript has a single exon. Gene Ontology annotation, molecular function: ATP hydrolysis activity; ATP binding; single-stranded DNA helicase activity. The coding region runs from base 1 to 1566 and encodes 521 amino acids. Lineage: Eukaryota; Fungi; Ascomycota; Pichiomycetes; Serinales; Metschnikowiaceae. Gene Ontology annotation, biological process: DNA-templated DNA replication; regulation of DNA repair. The record is from RefSeq and is a predicted model, not a curated record.
AUGGCCAAUGCAAAGUCUACGGUCCAGGAGUCUCUACGACGACCCCUAUCUGAACUCAUAAGGCCAUCUUCUUUAGAGAAUGUCGUUGGUCAAGAGCACCUUCUUAGCAGCUCUAAUGGCUCCAUCACCAACUUCAUAACCUUAGGCUACCUACCAUCAAUGAUCCUAUAUGGUCCACCUGGAGUGGGCAAAACAACGUUGGCAAAACUUCUUGCAGAAAAGACAUUUUAUGUAUUUAGGGAGUUUUCAGCUACAGAUGCUACUCUUGCGCAGUUGAGAGAGCUCUCAUUGGUUAUAUUAGAGGAGAAUAAGAAGAGAAGUAGAAGGAACGAGGAUAGGCUUAGAGCCGUCAUAUUCAUAGAUGAGAUUCAUCGGUUCACGACUACUCAGCAGGAUGUCUUGCUACCAUUCAUUGAAAGUGGGUCUUUCGUCUUCAUUGGUGCCACUACGGUAGAUCCCAAGAAAAGAAUACGAAGAGCCAUUAUGUCACGGUGUCAGCUUUUUGAGCUCAAACAGCUUUCCAAAAAUGACGUGAAGCGCGUUGUUGAGAAGGCAAUUGUAUUUGAAAACAUCCGCAGGCGGAUGUUGUCUGAUUUGCCAGCCUUGGAUCUCGAGGAAGGCUCUGCUGACGUGAUUGUGUCAUAUGCUCAUGGAGACGGGAGAACAGCAGUAAAUUUCAUUGAGCUUUUGAGCUCGAAGAUUGAUAGAAAGGAGACGCGGCUUACGAAGGAGGAAGUUGAAAGCUCCAUUCGGAGCUUGACAAAAGUACGGUUUGGUCUUCAGAACGAACAGAAUGUGAAAUUUCUUGAGCAGCUUUACGACUUUAUGAAUCAGAGGCAACCAUCUGAUACAGCUAAGCUCACAGAAGCCCGCCAGCAUGUACACUAUGAACACGACGAGGCUGCCAGACGGUGCUUUGUCACUGUAGACGUCAAAGGUGCUAUGGAGGCUGCCUCCGACUUGGAAAGCUGUCAGGGGGAUGUAUCUGAUGAUGAGUUUUCUGACGACGACAUGAACGAGCCGGGUCCGAUCUAUCUGGAUGAAGAAGAAGAGGUCACAUACUCUAACCGGGUGUCAAGAACCAAAUACUUUGUUCAAGCUGCUGCACAUACCAUGCUAAAGCUUUUGGCAGAUGGAGAACUGCCUCACUUGAUCAUGAAGUACCUAAUACUAUACAAUUGCGUUUACGUUGACGUUGGCAGUUCGAAACUACCGAACAUCAUGGCAGUGCAUAAGUCACUUCAAAAAGCCACAAUCAACCCACAUGUUGCAUUAACCAACUGCAUUGAGCAGUUAACUUUUGCCAAAAAAUGGAGAGGUGAACUUAUCACUCGAACCUUACGACUCUUGAAGGCUUAUUUCAGCUCAAGCCUACCCAAGGCCGAAAAGGAUCACGACGAAGGUGCACUUCGAGUGGUAUACGACCACACUCUUUUGAAAGAGCUUCUCACAGACCCCCGAUCAAAAGCUGAAACAAUGCCAUGCAUGCCUUACAAAGAUGUUUGCUACGAUUUUGAGGAGUCGGAUUAUACCUUGGGGAACUCCGGCAUGAGCCUACUAGAAUAG